Molecule: messenger RNA, 1302 nt
Organism: Acanthocheilonema viteae
Lineage: Eukaryota; Metazoa; Nematoda; Chromadorea; Rhabditida; Onchocercidae
Source: the annotation of a GenBank genome assembly
AUGAUAACAAAGAUUGUGUUAAUUCUCAUUAUUGAAGGAAUUUUUUGCAACGAUACCAGAAAGAGACUUAUUACAUUGCUGAGAACUGAUCAGAAAUUCCAUGAUCAAUGGAUGCAUCUUGUUGAACUACAACAUCGGCAGGUGUAUGAGCAAAAUAUCGGUAGUGCAUUGGAAGAAGUUACAGAUUUGGUACUGAAUUGUGCACCAAAGUUAGAUCCUAAAUUGGAUCACGUAGAUUAUGUAUGUCCAGCCGAUAUACAAUUUUACGCCGAAUUAGGACAGUUAACACGAUAUUGUAAUGAUAGUAUCAUUGAAUUGAUUAAAGGUAAAAUGGAUUCAUGUCAUCAUGCCAGUUAUACCAGUUCAUUGCCAUCAAUUGUUAAAUUUUUGAUGAAAUUCAUUCGAAAUUUAACAAUUAUUGAAACAUCAAAUGCAACAAAACUUAAAAAUCAAACGCUAUAUUUGGUGGAACAAUUUAUGGAACAUAGAAAUUGGCGAAAUAAAUGGAAAUUGAUUGUUAUUAUGCCAAAUAUAGAGGAUGGUGAAUUACGAGAGCCAGAGCAAUCAGCAAUUGAAGUAAUGAAAUCAAUUAAGUUAUUAUACGAAGUAAUACCACAACGGACUAUUUUGAUUGUGGUACGAAAUUCCAAUUUACAACUCUGGCAAGAUGCAUCAAAAGCGCAUCGUGCAUGUCAAACACUAUUGGAGCCAUGGAAAACUUAUGAAAAUUUAAAUUCCAUUUCUAUUUGGGAUCAAGUUGAGAAAAUUUGUGGACUACAUUUUCAAAGUUCAUUAUUUACCGUACAAAUAUUACCGCUCAUGAAGCAUGCCUCAUUACCAUUUCUAGCUGGUUCUAAUCAAAUUGACUUAUCAUUGCUUGGUCAUGAUUGUGUGCAUCUUUCACCGCGUGGUUUAUCACUCCUUCAUAUAGCAAUAUGGAAUGCGAUAUUAACAAGAUUACCGGAUCGUUCGCAAACAUUUAAUUUCACUUUGGAACAACCAAUUUGCGCCGAUCCACAAUGUCCAUUCAUACGUACCAGUAGGAAUAGUGCCUUCUGUGUUUGGAAUCAUCAAAAAAAAGAUAAAGAUGAUCGUCAUUCGGAGCAAAUGAUUUCGAUUACUGUAUUAAUCAUAUCAAUGAUAUUAUUUGUGAUAGUUCUUGGUACCAAUUGCUGUUGCAGAAGACAUCAUAAUAAAGUUAAUGAAUUAGCAGAAAAUUUGCCCAAAAAACCACCGGUAGGCGCUAAUUGGACUUCAUGGAAAUAUAUAGAUGAGGAAAGUAUCACAUCCUAUAAAUCCUAA